UCCAGGUCAUGCGCACUAUCGUGUAAACACGUGCGAAUUUGAAAACUUUGAGGGAAAAUGUCUUUUAAAAAACUCACUUAGAAUUGUAAAGUUUUUGCUACCUCCAUUUUUGCAAUGGAGGAAGAAGUUCAUUUGAAAGAUAAAAUAAAAUCAGGCGAAGACGACGAUCCGGAUUAUGUUUCUGUAGCGGUCGAGAAAAGCCAGAAACAAACCAGCCUCAGCUUACAACAACAAGAUGCCAAAGAUCUCGCAGUCAACAAAAUCGAGAAAAUUAUUCAGGAUCAAUUCGCGCUGGAAAUUCGCCUGAAGGAGAAGGAAGUGGAGCUAAUAGAUCAUAGGAUAUCUCAGACGAAGGCCAUGUUGGACAGGCUGCGAGCCUGUGUUUUAGCGAGAUAUUACGGGACAUCCGAAAGGCUACUGGCGGGGGAGGGGUUGAAUUUGAGGCGGCGCACCAGACGAACUGUCAGCGGUAGGAGCGGUCACGUGUUUGGGAUUGGAGGAAUGAUGAAUGGGAAUUGGAACGGCACGGAAUGCAACACAAUAAAUAAAUCAGUUGACCCUGGACUGAAAACUCAAGAAAAUGCCAUUAGUGAAUGUUUAACAGAUGUAAUUAGGGCAUCUGAAAGAACAUCUAGUAGUGCAUUCACACAGUCUGAAACUAAUAAAGAUAAUUCUACUUUACAUAAACAUGAGAAGGACUGUAAUUGGCUAGCUACUGAGGCAGCAGUAGGGCCAACAGCAGGUCCCAUAACAACUAGCCAAUCAGGAGGCAAAGCUACUUUGAGCAAAGCUGGACAAAAUUCUACAACUUGUGUCACUGUUGUAGGGUCUAGAUUCUAUAUCAAGAAAAGGAUAAUAAUAGGUAAUACCUCUAAAUACAUUCCGGUAGAAAGACGAGAAGAGAAUGACAAAUCUACUCACAAAUGGAUGGUGUAUGUGCGUGGACUUCCUGACGAUUUGCCAAUCCAUAGUUAUGUACAGAAUGUUUGGUUCUUCCUUCAUCCAAGCUAUCGGCCUAAUGAUAUUGUAGAAAUCAAGAAGCCGCCUUUCCAGAUCACUAGAAGAGGCUGGGGGGAGUUUCCUAUUAGGGUGCAACUUCAUUUUGUGGACAGUAGGAAUAAGCGUGUUGAUAUUAUUCAUGAGUUAAAACUAGAUAAGACAUACACGGGGCUUCAGACAAUGGGAGCAGAGACUGUUGUUGACCUUGAGAUAGAGAGGAGAACGUUUGUUGAUCUAGGGCUCCCUGUGCCAGUCAACAAACCUGUCUUAUCUUCAGUGAAUGCAAAAACUCGUAGCCCUUUGCCCUCAUUCAUUCCCAAGGAUGAGAAGCCUAUUAAUCAAGAUGAUUUGAAGGUGAAACUAGAUGAAAUCAUUGAUGCAGGAAAAGAUUCACCUCAUGGAGAUGACAUUACGCAGGGCCCUAUAACUAAUGCGUCAUUGUCAACUUGUUUUUCCUCAUCCACAAAUAGCCAGCUUGCCCGUAGUCCAGAAAGCCCUGUAAAUAUUAAGUUAGAAAGACAACUUCAACAUGCUGCAACAUGUUGCCCUCUAAUCCAUGCCGAUAGGAACGUCACUAGAUUCCCAUAUUGUGCCGCAAGUCUUAGCCAAUACUUGAGUUGGAGUUUGAUGAAGAGGAGAGCAGCCGAGUGGCAACGAGCGCUGCACAUUACUAGGCACCUGAAGUCCUGUAACAUCUCAAGUGACCUCACCACCAAACAGGUCAUGAUCUGGUGCCGUUGUUAUGGCUACACCCCCACCCCCACCCUCCCAAGUGACCAAGACCUCUUGUACUGUUGUGGGUGUGGCACGUCAGAGCUUGGUGCUAGCGAUGGUGAGAAUGUAGAAGAGGAUAGCAAAGAAAUACAUCUAACAUGCCACUCCAUGCGCAAAUCACCCCCUGAUACACACACAACCUCGGUUGAACUGAUUGAAAGCUUGGAGGCCAGAGAAAGGGAACUUUCAAGGGCUAGAACGAUUGAUGAGGAGGAUGAAGAUGUGGAUGUAACUAGCAUUCCUAUUUCAAGACGUCUGGGCAUUUGCACCCAAGCUCUCACAACUUUGCCAACCCCCAUUACGGUAGAGCAGCUAUGGAUCAAAGACGUGUGUAAUGAGAUAGGUAUCAGCCUAAGACCUGUAGUCCACCACGGGGUGGAGGUGCAUGCAGUGGAAUCUGCCCUGUUCACCCUCACAAGGAGGUUUGCGGAGGAUUUGAUGCGGAAAGCUCUUAGUCUAAGCUCGACCUCACGUUCCACCCUUGAGCCGCGAGUUCUGGUCCCUGGCAUGAUCUACGCUGCCCUGAGGUCUAUGGAAUGCUGGGACUUUCUUACUAAUGUCCAUACUGGACACAUGGUCACUGACAAUACUAUAGCUAAGAACCCGACAAGCUGAAGCUGGUAACUGAUCUAUCUAGGAACCCUUGUGAUAUUCUGAGAAAUGACAAGAGAUAUUGGGAUAUUCUAAGAAAUGGCGAGUAGUGUUCUAGGAACCCUUGAAAUGUUCUGAGAAGUGACAAGAGAUAUUGAGAAAUUCUGAGAAAUGACGAGUGGUGUUCUAGGGCCCUUGUGAUAUUCUGAGAAAUGAUAAGUAGAGUUCUAGGAACUAUUGUGAUAUUUAAAAAAAAUGACGAGUAAAGUUCUAGAAUUCUCGUGAUAUUCUUAGAAAUGACUAGUACAAUUCUAGGUAAUCUUGUGAUGUUCUGAGAAAUGUCGAGAACAGCUCUAGAAACCCUUGAAAUAUUUUAAGAAAUGAUGAGCACAGUUCUAGAAACCCUUUUAAUGUUCUGAGAAAUCACGAGUAGAGUUCUAGAAACCCUCCUGAUAUUCUUAGAAAUGCUGAGUGUUGUUGUAGGAAUCCUUGUGAUGUUCUGAGAAAUGACGAGAACAGUUCUAGGAACCCUGUACUAAUACCCAUAUUGGGCAUGUGAUCGCUCAGGAUCCAAAAGACACGAGUGGUAUGUGAGAGGAAUGGACUAUGAUGCUGAUGUCCAUAUUGGGCAUGCGAUCACUGGGGACAUGUCUGCAAAGGUUUGAAAUAAAUAUGCAGAUGGACGAUUGCAUGUUAUUACAACGUGCCAUGAAAUAUCGAGCAAUUGUCACAGGGGCUUUUUCCUUUAAAAUAUAGUCAUAUCUUGACCAAUACAAAGGAUCUAAACGU
Nematostella vectensis (starlet sea anemone) is the source of this 3153-nucleotide messenger RNA. Its product is annotated as YEATS domain-containing protein 2. Gene Ontology annotation, biological process: regulation of transcription by RNA polymerase II; chromatin remodeling. The coding region runs from base 115 to 2388 and encodes 757 amino acids. NCBI's taxonomy places the organism in Eukaryota, Metazoa, Cnidaria, Anthozoa, Actiniaria, Edwardsiidae. The record is from RefSeq and is a predicted model, not a curated record. Gene Ontology annotation, molecular function: histone binding. Gene Ontology annotation, cellular component: NuA4 histone acetyltransferase complex. The transcript is spliced from 2 exons.